CAGCAAUUUCUGUGAUCGGCGCAUAAACGCAGUGGCACCGCUGCUCAGAGCCAGUAGCAGCUGGAGGCUUCUAGAAGCAACGUGCACCGGGACAGUCACCGGGAAGCAGACCUAGCUACAUACAACGUUUCACGUUAAAGCCCGAGUUGUGUUUUACUUGGCUUAAUGGCGAAGUGGGGAGAAGGUGACCCUCGCUGGAUUGUAGAGGAGAGAGCUGACGCGACUAAUGUCAACAACUGGCACUGGACUGAAAGAGAUGCAACAAACUGGUCGUCAGACAAAUUAAAAUCCCUGCUCCUUGGCUUGAGCGUGGAGAAUGAAGAAGGGAAGUGUGAGGUGACAGAAGUCAGCAAGAUGGAAGGAGAGGCCUCCAUUAACAACCGCAAAGGGAAACUUAUUUUCUUUUAUGAGUGGAACCUGAAAGCCACUUGGACUGGAACAUCCAAAUCUGGAGUCAAAUAUAGCGGAUCGAUAGAAGUUCCGAACCUGUCGGAUGAGAACACCAUGGAUGAUCUGGACAUUUCUAUAUCGCUGAACAAAGAUGAACCUGACACGCCACUGACAAAGCUGAUGAAAACAAAAGGAGCAGUGAAGAUUCGCGAGGCAUUGGGGAGCUACGUCGACUUCUUAAAAACAGAGUUCACACAAGGAAUGAUCCUGCCGACCGCUAACGGUGUGGCCAAGUCCCAGUCCACGUCACAGUCAAAAGCCAGCCAGGAAAAAACUUUGAUUUCCUCCUCAAGCAGCACAGUUGCUCCGGUCAAUACCAGCAACACAGGAGUCAAGAUCCCCACCUGUAAAUUCAGCCUCAGAGAAACCUUCCUCACCUCACCGGCCGAGCUCUAUAGAGUUUUCCUCAACCAGGAGAUGGUUCAGGCCUUCACACAUGGUGCAGCCACAGUGGAUGGAGAGCGAGGAGGAAAGUUUCGUCUGUUAGAAGGGAAUGUUUUUGGUGAAUUCACAGACCUGGUUCCUGAUGAGAAAAUAGUCAUGAAGUGGCGGUAUAACAACUGGCCGUGUGAGCACUACGCCACAAUCACGUUGAACUUCUUGGACCGUAGCAGUGAGACGGAGCUGGAGGUGGCGUGUCGAGGUGUCCCGAACAGUGAGGAGGAGCAGACGAAGGAAGGCUGGAAGAGAUACUACUUCGAAGCUAUCAAACAGACUUUUGGCUACGGAGCGCGGCUCUUCUAAAGACGCUCUGCUGUAGCACUGUGUCCUUUUGUUGUGCUCUUUUAAAUUUCAUGUCCUUCGGCCUCUCUGGCUCAAGACGUCCCACUGUAAACUCAAUGCGAGAGGUGAAGAGAGGCCAGUCUGACACCCGUCUGUGUAGGUGAUAACAUUUUGACUUCUUCAUAUUUAAAUUACUUUUUUUUUUUUCCCCCUUCAGUAUUUGGGUCAGACAUAAGCAGAUGGUGCCUGUAGUGUGGGGAAAAGCAAAGGAGAACCACAAAAUCAAAUUGGCCUCACUUCUAUAAAUAUGUAAUUAUUGCGAGAGUAAAAAUAAAUGUUGUUACUCUUUUUAUUUGAAACGUUACUUUUGGAUAUGAAUGUGUAUUUUUUACUCAUUUUACUCUUUUGAGGUGUAACUGUAGUGAAGACGCUUUCAGCCAGGAUGCAUGUUUUGUUUCUAGCUGUCAGAUGGAGGAAUGACUAUUCGAUCUGAGCUCUAUUUGUGAAGUCUGUCAUUUAUUGCUAAGCAGCACACUUUCAUUCAGACUUGCUCUCAUUCGCAUCAUGAGCCCAGUGUUUGUCUGAGCGAUCAGACCAGCCCAGACCUUUGACACUCAUUCAAAAAGUUUGAAUCCCUUACGCAGGUAGCUAGCAGAGCAACGGAGGAGACACUUUGCAAUAUUUGGCUUCAAAGGUGUACAUUUACAGUAAAAAGCUUUCAGAACAUCUAUUUAUUCCUAAUUUCAUCCAUUCACAAUGUAAAUUAGUUUCUUGGAAUAAACAGAUUCCUGUAUGCUCUUGA
Betta splendens (Siamese fighting fish) is the source of this 1975-nucleotide messenger RNA. RefSeq names its product AHA1, activator of heat shock protein ATPase homolog 1b (gene ahsa1b). Lineage: Eukaryota; Metazoa; Chordata; Actinopteri; Anabantiformes; Osphronemidae. The record is from RefSeq and is a predicted model, not a curated record. Gene Ontology annotation, cellular component: cytosol. Gene Ontology annotation, molecular function: protein-folding chaperone binding; ATPase activator activity. Bases 166 to 1194 code for a protein of 342 amino acids. Gene Ontology annotation, biological process: positive regulation of ATP-dependent activity; protein folding. The transcript has 9 exons.